Messenger RNA from Belonocnema kinseyi, 1392 nucleotides. RefSeq names its product serine protease gd-like. NCBI's taxonomy places the organism in Eukaryota, Metazoa, Arthropoda, Insecta, Hymenoptera, Cynipidae. The coding region runs from base 1 to 1392 and encodes 463 amino acids. The record is from RefSeq and is a predicted model, not a curated record. The transcript has 6 exons. Gene Ontology annotation, molecular function: serine-type endopeptidase activity. Gene Ontology annotation, biological process: proteolysis.
AUGACAGUAUCCUAUGUAUCAGACAAAUUUAUCUGCAGCUUUUAUCCAGAGGUGGAUCAACCGGCAUCUAUAUAUACCGAGGAAGUGCACGAAAAAUGGCGGAGCCAAUCAGCGAACGAGUCCUGCAACGAAAUUAUAGGAAUAGUAGAAAUUCCAUCACCACCGAAGGGAGUACCUCUGAUGCUUAAAGUCACCCUCAGUGUUCCUGUACCUCUUUCGCAAACAAAUUUGGGUCGUUUGGAACUCGUUAAAUCUAAACGAGAAUCUGUUCAGGAAAUUUCUCAAGGCAGAUCCUUGUUUUAUAAAAUUCAAUUCCCUCUUCAAAAACCACUUCCGAUUCUCACCGGAAUUUCUUUAAAUAAUCAGCAAUACUGCAUUGGUCCUAGAGCAACUGGAGCAAUCGUCAGUUUUAUUUAUCUUGAGCAUACUCUUUAUCCCCCAGGAAUAAUUCCCUUUUCGAAAGUUCAAAAUAAUCAAUCGGAUCUGUCUCGCCCUUCAGAAAGUUUAAUUACAACCACUGUGAUUCCAAAAUCUAAAAAUGAUUUUGGACAUAAUUUUGGUGGUCUUAGUGAUGGCACUUAUUUGGAAAAAAAUUGUGGUAUCGCAAAAAAUUCGAAUCCCUUAGUCACCAGAGGAAAAAAAACUUAUCCUGGAGAGUGGCCUUGGUUGGUUGCAAUUUUUUUUGCUGAAGUCGACUUAGAAUAUCAGUGUGUUGGAAAUCUCGUUUCCAGAAAACAUAUUAUAACAGUUGCUCAUUGCUUAAAAAGAUAUGAAAUCAGUGUACCACCCAACGUUAUUUUGGUUUCUCUGGGAAAAUAUCUUCUCGAGGAUUGGGACAAGACUGGAAUUUUAAAUAGGGAAGUUUCGGAAAUCAGGAUGCAUCCAGAUUUUCGUGAUUCAAUGAGUGCAGAUGCUGAUUUGUCUAUUCUUGUGUUAAAUAAGCCAGUGGAUUAUAAUUUCGAUAUCAAACCAAUUUGUUUAUGGAAAGGACCCAGUGAACUUGAAAAAAUUGUUGGGGAAAUGGGAUAUGUUGUUGGAUGGGGUAGAGCUGAUCGAGAACGAAUUUCCGAGGGAGAGCCUCGUAUGACGAUUGCACCAAUUGUUUCUCAGGAAGACUGUUUACGGAGCAAUGCUGCAUUUAUAGAAAUGACAUCAAAACGCACUUUUUGUGCCGGAAAUAGAAAUGGAACCGAUCCAUGUAAUGGAGACAGCGGAAGUGGUUUCGUAAUCUUCAAUUCCAAAACCGGAAGGUAUCAUCUUCGUGGGAUUGUCUCAUUAUCACUUUUAGACAAGAAAACGAUGUCCUGUGAUUUAAAUGAAUAUAUUGUCUACGUUGAUCUUGCCAAACAUCACGACUGGAUAUUAAAACAAAUUUCUAGUUAUACAGUUUGA